UAUCCAAAUUAAUUUGGUUACCCUUGUGUCCUCCUCCGUUUCCUCGUCCAACUAUGACCUGCAUCGUCUUUACUCUGGCUCUCAUCGCCGCUACAAUGGCAACUGCCAAUUCACUCCAUUGCUACACCAUGAAUGAAUACCAAAGUCACCCAAUAACAACUACAAACAACAUCGCGUGUCUUUCCGUCUUCGAAGUCGAAGGCCAAUCUUCCUCAUUCGGAGCCAUCGUCGACUCCCAAUUCAAUGCUCAUCGCAAGAUUGAGUUGGCCACCGCCGACGGAAGUUGCAAAAAGAUGGAGAAGAUCCUCUACGACAAGACUCAACCUGAUAUAUUCUACGAGGCCUUCUUGUGCUAUUGCACGGAAGACAAGUGCAACAAGCCGAUCACGUACGCCCAAUUUGCCCAAAAUGGAUACAAAAUGCCCAGCGAAUUCUGAUUGCUCAAAAACAAAGAAAAUCCUGCUUCUGCUCUCCUUCCUGUUUUUUUCGUUCCAACUCCUCGUUCAUCACCUCAUCCGACUACACUCCAAAAUACUCGCAACCUCACUAAUUAAUGUUUGCCAUUUCAAGAUUUUUCCCUCUUCCUCUCAAUCAUAUUCCUUUUCUUUUCAUUGUUUGUCAGUUUAACAUAAUGAGCAAAUAAAACUUUACAUGAAAAAA
Caenorhabditis elegans is the source of this 660-nucleotide messenger RNA. It is a transcript of the gene nssp-54, whose product is annotated as Protein sleepless. The transcript has 3 exons. The record is from RefSeq and is marked reviewed. Bases 54 to 437 code for a protein of 127 amino acids. Lineage: Eukaryota; Metazoa; Nematoda; Chromadorea; Rhabditida; Rhabditidae.